AUGGUGUGCUACCGCAAGUCACUGGACGAGAUCCACAUCUCGUGGCAGGGCGCGGAGAAGCCGGCACCGAGCGACCUGUCGAGUCUCUUGUCGGUGAGGCGGCGGGUGGUCGAGAGGGCCCUUGUCUGGCUGAAGCGGAACAACCCCCACUACGCCGAGAUCGAGAUCGACGCGGCGGAGAUGGAGAGCUGGGGAGACUCGAUACACGGGGUACCGUCGUCGGUGUGCGAUCGUAUGGAGCGGAACGAGCCGUCUGGGUGGGAGAAAGCGCGGACGGCGCACGUUGUGCCGCCCACGGAACGCGCCGUGGACGAGGAGGGGCCGGUGGAGAUCGAGGAGCUCUUCGCCCUGCUCAACCAAGGACAAGAAGCCGGCGGCCAGGGUGAAGGUCACGGGCCCAACGGAGAAGGCGCGGUUCGCGAUGGAAGUGACGCCUGCCCCGACCAGAACGUUCCAGCGAUCAACGAGGUGACGUCUUCUGGCAUGUUCGCGCUCGACGGACCGCCAGACGUCGCGGACGUGGAGAAGCUGCAGUUUGCCUGUGACGCUGUUGGUGAAGGUGCCGACGACGGCCGUGCGGGCCCGAGCGUGGGUCGGGUCCCUAGCCGGGGUUCGGGGCGUGGCGACGGUGGUUGUGAGCCAUACAUCCGGGUUUCGCGGGGUGAGUUUACCGAUUCCUUUGAGGCGUCCUUCUUUGCCAGGACGUUCCCGACCCUGUUCCCAUUUGGCGUUGGGGACCAAGAAAGGCUAGCGGCGGCGAGGGUCGAGUUGGAGAGCUCGGGUAAGACGACCGAUGGUGACGUGAAGGAGCUUCUCAGGAGCCUCUCGCUUUACGGCCACCGGCAGCCCAUGUCGAGAGGGGUCCGUCUCAAUAUGCGGCGGAAAAUCCAGUCGCUCAUCGUCGGAUAUGGCGUGCCGGCCAUCUGGUUCACCAUCAACCCGAACGACAUUACGAACCCGGUGAAGCUGCGACUGGCGGCAUACCGCACACGCGAUCCCGACGCGGCCGAGGAGUUCUUAGAAGGCCUUGGGGAUGCGUAUAAGCGGGCACGGCUGGCGAUAUCGGAUCCCAUGAGCUCGGCCGUGUUCUUCCACCGCGAGAUGAAGCUGUUCUUCGAUCAUUACGUGAAGGUCGGUGAAGACUCGAUGCUUGCCGACAUCCACGGGGAGGAUCAGGCGGCGUAUCGCGAGCGAAUCGUCCGAUACAUCGAUAGCGUCUUCUCAGAGGAUCUGGACCAGGAAAGUUUUUGCGCCUUGCAAGCGGAGCGAUCUGUGACGGGCGGUAUUGGUUCCCUGCUGGACAACGCCGCGCAGUUCUCGGCCGCGUUUAUCGAGGAGGCCAACUUCUGUGCCGGCGCGACGCAGGUGCACACGCAUAGCCCGACCUGUGUGAAGUACUCCUUGGGCAAAGGAGGGCGGAAAGGGGACCUCUGCCGGUUCAAGGCGCCAUGGAGGUUAGUCGACAAGACCGCCCUCACGGCAGACGGGGUGCUGCAGAUCCGGAGGACACACAGCAUGGUCAAUCGAUGGAACGAGGCUAUUGCUGUCGGGCUCCGGCACAACCAUGAUAUUUCCUUCAUUGCGACGCAGCGCAAGACAAUGGCCCUCAUCUAUUAUGUCACGAACUACGCGACCAAGGUGGAGGACCCGGUGUGGAAGCGUGUGGCGGCCGCGGCCGAGCUCCUGGCCGCCUCAACAGGGAACAGGACGCGACAGUUCCUGAUGAGAGUGGCGAACCGCGUGUUCACGGAGCGUCCGCUAUCACAGGUCGAGGUCGUCGCUCACCUUCUCGGAUAUCCGGCCGAGUUCACCGACAGCAGCGCGUGGGCGUACCUGAACUGUUCUCUGCUGUACUGGGAAGUCUUUCGGCGAUGGCGGCAUCUCCGAGAAGCCAGUGGCGCUGCGGCUACGGAUGACACCUUGGAUGAGUCGGUGCUCAGGCGGCCGGGCAAGCACGCUACCGUCUGCCUCGACGGCUACCUGAGCAAGGACUUCACCUACGAUGACGAGUCGUGCUACCGGAGGGCAGCCGUGCAGCAUCUUGCGCUGUUCGUGCCGUGGGAGUCCUUCCUGGGCGAAGGAACAGAAUAUCAUGUCUGGUCGACAACGUGCAGCUGCUUCGACGAUCCGCCGAAGACGCAAGAACGCGACGCCAAGCAAUGGGCAGCCUCGUCCGGCGAUGGCGACCCGACGGUCGCACACGUCGAGGAGGGUGGAGCAGGCGAGGCGGGCGCGGAGUCUGCAGCGACAUAUCAGCCCAACAGCAUCGGAGACGCAACGCGGCUCAUCGACGUCGUCCGAGGUGCAGUGGGAGCGAAUCAGGUGACGGCCAAGUCGCCGGAGCUCAUGGCAAUGAUACAGCAGCUCUGGCGGGUAUUUUCCGGGGCCGCACUACCGCCGCAGGAUCAGGUCAAGGCUAUCAAGUCGCAGCAGCGAUCGCCGCGCAGCGUUGCGAAGGGUGAUGACCGGUUUCGGGAGGACGAGGUCGAAAUGACGAUGGCCGACUCCGACGAGACCGCUAUCGACGCAGGGGCGGGAAUGGACGUUCAGUUUGGCCCAUCAACCUCCUUCCUCGCGGCGGGCAAGGUGUUGGCAACACGGCUGACGCUGAACAAGAGGCAGUCCAUCGCUUUUCUGAUAAUAUGCCGCCAGCUCGAUUUGAUGCAGCAGACCGACGGGGGCGAUGCCUGCCAGCUGCGCCAGUUCGUCGGUGGCGAGGGCGGUACCGGCAAGUCGCGAAUCAUCGAGGCACUCGUCGAGCUGUUCAGUAAAAAGAGCCUUUCGAAUCGUCUGCUGAUCACGGCGACGUCGGGGACUGCGGCGGCGCGGAUCAACGGCAUCACGAUCCACUCCGCCUGCGGGUUCACUAAAGACCAAGGGGCGGGGGGCGCGAACAUGGAGAAGGAUGUGCUCGUCAUCGACGAGGUGAGCAUGCUCGGGGCGCGGACGCUGCACGCCGUGAACGAGCGGCUUCGCCGGCUUCGCGGAUCGCGGCAAGAUUUCGGGGGGAUCCCCAUCGUCCUCUUCUGCGGAGAUUUUCAGCAGUUCCGGCCGGUCCAAGAGAGGUCGAUCGUCCUGCCUAGCGCGGCCAUCUCGUGGGACGUAGACAACUCGUUCAAGGCCGAGCAGCGUCACCAGCACGACAAAGCGCACGCACUGUGGAAGAGGUUCACGACGGUCGUCAUGCUGGACGAGCAGAUGCGCGCCGCCGGCGACCCGGAGCUGCAGAGGCUGCUGAAGCGGAUCCGUCUAGGCGUGCAGGAUCGGACGGAUCUAAACCUCCUCAACUCAAGGAAUCGGUGGAACCUGAACAUGGAGGCGAGCCUGGCGUUCCGGGUCCAGCAGCGGUCGACGAUGCGCAUUUUCAUCUCCGAGCACAAGUGGAAGGAGGAGCUGCCGACGGAGGAAGAGGCGAUCAUGAUACUCAACCAGGGCGACGAUAGCGCGAUCCCGGUGCCGGCCGUCUUCAUGUUCGUGGCCGGGAUGCCCAUCGUCGUGAACCACAACACCCACCAGGGGCUGAAGCUAGUGAACGGCGCGAGCUACUCGGCGGUGGAGGUCAUUGUCGACAAGGCGUACCCGGGCAUCGGAUCUCGGCCGAUAUGA
Messenger RNA from Hirsutella rhossiliensis, 3606 nucleotides. RefSeq names its product PIF1-like helicase domain-containing protein. Gene Ontology annotation, molecular function: DNA helicase activity. Gene Ontology annotation, biological process: telomere maintenance; DNA repair. NCBI's taxonomy places the organism in Eukaryota, Fungi, Ascomycota, Sordariomycetes, Hypocreales, Ophiocordycipitaceae. Bases 1 to 3606 code for a protein of 1201 amino acids. The record is from RefSeq and is a predicted model, not a curated record. The transcript is spliced from 13 exons.